UACGGGCAGGUCAUCUGUGCACCUCAUCGGCUUAUAACUUUUACUCUAUCUGAAACGCAGGUGAGUAAAAUACACCGUUUUCAUCCAGCCGCUGUAGCUCUUUAAGGAAAACGUUUAAAUAAUAUCUUCACAAAGACUCGGUAAGCCAUGCCAUCGGUACCAUCUAGUUCAGAGACAUCUGGGAGUGGGUCUGUCUGCCCACAUGCUGCCAAGGUCCUCAAGAAUGGGGACUCUACCAAUAGAGAACCUGUGAUCAAAAGUGAAGGCAAGCUGAAAGGAGAAGCAAUCUUGAACUUUAAGACUGUACACAAAUCGAACAGUCGACAUGUAAACAGUGUGAAUGAAGAGCAAAUGGAGACUGGAUCUGAGGUCAUAAUGGAGAGGAAAUGGAUUCGCCCAGAUUUGCCCAGCAGAUGCACCUGGAAACUUGGUGACCCAAACACAGAGUCACCCCACAACCACAUCCCACGGACAAAGACCCCCAGUAUACUUCCCAACAUUCUGAGUAUGAUUGGAGAGACCCCACUGGUUCGCAUGAACAAGAUUCCCAAAGCUUUUGGCCUCAAGUGUGAGCUCUUGGCUAAAUGUGAGUUUUUCAAUGCUGGCGGCAGCAUAAAAGACCGAAUCAGUCUGCGCAUGGUAGAGGAUGCUGAGAGAGAUGGUAUACUUAAACCUGGAGACACCAUCAUUGAGCCCACAUCUGGAAACACAGGUAUUGGUCUUGCCCUGGCCGCUGCCGUUAAAGGUUAUCGCUGCAUCAUUGUCAUGCCUGAGAAGAUGAGUAUGGAAAAGGUGGACGUGCUCCGAGCUCUUGGUGCCGAGAUUGUUCGAACCCCUACCUCGGCCCGCUUUGAUUCUCCUGAGUCUCAUGUGGGUGUGGCUUGGCGUUUGAAGAAUGAGAUUCCUAAUGCUCACAUUCUGGACCAGUACCGCAAUCCUAGCAACCCUCUGGCUCACUUUGACACCACUGCAGAAGAGAUUCUGGAGCAGUGUGACGGUAAAAUAGACAUGCUGGUGGCUGGAGCCGGCACUGGCGGCACCAUCACUGGCGUCGCCCGCAAGCUAAAAGAGAAGUGUCCUAACAUCAAGAUUGUUGGAGUGGACCCUGAGGGCUCUAUUCUUGCUGAGCCGGAUGAGCUUAAUAAGACUGAUAAAACUCAAUAUGAGGUGGAGGGCAUCGGUUAUGACUUCAUCCCUACUGUCCUGGAUCGAUCUGUGGUUGAUAGUUGGUACAAGUCUAAUGACGAUGAGUCUUUUGCCAUGUCUCGAAUGCUCAUCAGAGAUGAGGGCCUUCUCUGUGGUGGCAGUUCAGGCACAGCCAUGUCUGCAGCAGUGCACCUAGCCAAAGAGCUUAAGGAAGGCCAGCGCUGUGUGGUGAUCCUGCCCGACUCCAUCCGCAACUACAUGUCUAAAUUUCUUAGUGACAAGUGGAUGUGUGAAAAGGGUUUCCUGAGAGAGGAGGAUCUUGUUGUCAACAAGCAAUGGUGGUGGAACUUGACUCUACAGGAACUUCGGCUCUCUGCCCCUCUCACUGUGCUCCCUUCUGUUUCCAUUAAGAAGACCAUUCAGAUUCUGAAUGAGAAAGCUUUUGACCAAGCACCUGUGGUGGACGAGGCUGGGCAGAUUCUGGGUAUGGUCACGUUGGGGAACAUGCUCUCUUCUGUUCUGGCUGGGAAAGUCAGGCCAUCUGAUCCUAUAAGCAAAGUUCUUUACAAACAGUUUAAACAGGUGCGUCUAACAGAUAACUUGGGCAAACUCUCUCGUAUCCUUGAGACGGACCAUUUCGCCCUUGUUGUGCAUGAACAGAUUCAGUAUUUGAGUGAUGGAGCCCCCAAGAUGAGGCAGAUGGUUUUUGGGGUUGUGACAGCCAUUGACCUGCUAAACUACGUGGCUACACGCGAGAGGAGAGAACGCUCUCUGUCCGAGUGCUCUCUGUCAGAAGAGCCUUGAAUGACCAAAUAUGUGACAACAGCAUGUCGGAGUGUUGCUUUGUUUCCAUUUGUAGUUUAUUACUCUGAAAGUGGUAUGCUUAAUUUUAAAUAAGAAUCAUGCUUCUAUAUGUAAGAGCCAAUCAACAGUUUUACAGGUCAUCUGACAGAUUGUGUACUCAUUUGUACUCAGUCUCUCUCUUUCUAGAUCUUAUUCUUUAAACUGCCAUAAUGAUGUGAUUUCAUAAGAAAUGGAUAUAUUUAAAGUAUAAUGUAUUUCAUUCCUUAAAGACUGCAUGUGGUAUAGUUCGGGGUGUAGUUAAAGUAUUUGUAAUGGGGCUAUAUUCAGGCUCUGUCUAAUCUAUAUCUGUAUUGCCACCUAGUGACUGCAGUAGGUUACAACAGACAGUGAAUUAAUUUGACUAUUUAUCCUCUGCUUGGAACACUCUUAAAUAUCUGCAGUGUGUAGGGAGUUUGCAGUCAUGAUUAACAAUAACUGAUAAAGCAAAUAAUGAAUCACACCCAGGCAGGGUGACUUGGUAUUGUUUCUUGAAUUAAAACAAGAUUUCAAAGAUAAGAUGCUGAGUGUAAAUGAAUAAUAGGGUGGUUUGGACUCUGCAGUAUAGUGUUAAACAGACCACUCUGUGUUUUGAGCAAUAUUUGAUUCUUUUUUUUUUUUUUCUAUAAUUCUGAUCUCUUGUGUAAAAAAAAAAAAAAGAAAAAAAAUCCAUUGUUAAAGCCAAGAAAAAUUAUUGUGUGUGUUUUACAGGAAUAUAUGUGAACAGAAUGAAUGUAAGUGAGAGUACAUUAGGUACCUCAUGUUUGCGGUUUCAGUGCAUGCUGCUGGAGGUCUGUCGCUCAGAAUGUCUAGGUCUCUUCUGUUAUGUUGUUCUGGAUUGUUAAUUUAUAUUUUCUUGAAUAUGAUUACUGUAAUAAGUACUGGCUACAAAUAAAGGCUAUAUUUCUUGAAGGA
Messenger RNA from Xyrauchen texanus (razorback sucker), 2901 nucleotides. RefSeq names its product cystathionine beta-synthase b (gene cbsb). Gene Ontology annotation, cellular component: cytoplasm. The coding region runs from base 148 to 1950 and encodes 600 amino acids. The record is from RefSeq and is a predicted model, not a curated record. Gene Ontology annotation, molecular function: cysteine synthase activity; cystathionine beta-synthase activity. Lineage: Eukaryota; Metazoa; Chordata; Actinopteri; Cypriniformes; Catostomidae. The transcript has 15 exons.